AAAAACCCCUCCAAAACCUCUUCCUUUCUCCCAAUAAAGCUAUAAACUUUCCUCUUCCUCUUGCUUCCUAAUUGAUUCCAUUUCAUGAAAUCACAAUCCUUCCUUUCCAAAUUCCAAGCUUUCUCAUUAUACCUGAUCUUCUAAAGCUUCUCUCUCUGUGUUUUCCUGCGUCCAUCGUGGAUUUGGUUAACGUAACCAAGGAUGGAUGGGCAUUUGAUCAUUGUUUUCCAAGAGUAGAUUAUGCUCAGAUCUUUACAAUGGAAACAAAAGGGCAUCCUGCUGUUGAAUUAAAGAAAACAACCCUUACACCUAAGGCUAUAAUACACCAAAAAUUUGGCAGCAAGGCCUGCUUCACAGUAGAGGAAGUAAAGGAGCCUAUUCACACUGAGUGUCCUGGAUUAAUUCAACAAAAGGGUCCUUGCCUGUAUCGAUGUUUGUUGCAGCUUCCAGAACUUUCUGUUGUGUCAGGGACCUUUAGAAAAAAGAAGGACGCAGAGCAAUCGGCUGCGGAGAUGGCUUUAGAAAAGCUUGGCAUCCAUCCUACGGCCAGUGAUCUCACUCCACAAGAAGCAUGGGAAAGUUUAGUUGCUCGAAUCGCAUACUUAUUUUCAGAAAAGUUUCUUACAUCACUUCAUCCACUCUGUGGUCACCUUGGAGCAACUUUGUGGAGAAAAGGUGAUCUCUGUGGGUCAAUUCCUGUUUCUGUCAUUGCUGUCUAUGACACAAAGCUCUUUAACUUGUGUAAAUAUAUUAAUCCUGCGGUGGAGUCAAAUCCAUUGUUGGUUAAUUUGUACAUAAUGAGGGCCGCUACAAAGUUAUCUGGAUUUCUUUCUACUUCUGAACAGCAUCUCUGGCUUAAAAAGCAGAGUCCCUAUCCCCAGGAUAUUAGUGAGUCAUUAAGUAUUCAAGCUGGCAUGCUAGAGUGCAUUCAAGUUGCAGCUGCUAAAAUUCCUAGUUCAACGGAGAAACCUAUCGAAACAGUGACUCUUUGGAUUUCUGCAAAAGACUACUACCUAGAUAUCAUUGCAAAAGAACUUGAUUUAGAAGAUGCAUCUUAUGUUCUGAUUUCAAGAAAUGUGGGUAAAGCAUCUUCUGAAACAAGAUUAUUUUUUGCUGCAUCGAGAUCAUUUUGUCUAGAUCAAUCUUCUGAUUUGCUGAAUGUGAAGGAAACUCUACAUUUUGAGGGAUCUCUAAAUGCAAGGGCUAGUUACUUGUCUGGACAAUGUAUAUUUGGUGAUGCAAUAUUGGCAUCCAUUGGAUAUACAUGGAAAUCUAAAGAUCUUUCUUAUGAAGACAUAACAGUUCAGUCAUAUUACAGGAUGCUUAUAAGUAAGACACCAAGUGGGAUCUAUAAAUUGUCCAGAGAAGCAAUAUUUGCCGCUGAGUUGCCCUCAUCAUUUACAACAAAAGCAAACUGGAGGGGUUCCCUUCCCAGAGAUAUCCUUUAUAUGUUCUGUCGUCAGCACCGUCUACUUGAACCUGUCUUCUCCCCCAUAAGCUGUCCUUUGAAAGGAUCAUCUGAAUCAUCAGGAUCUUCCUUGAAGGAUGCGUGCUCAGCUACAGAAGAGAUUGAACAUGUCAGAGGAGCCUUGUCAACAGCAGGUGCAAAGCAAUCAGAAGUGUCAGGAUGCACAUUUAAAUGUGAUGUUAAAUUAUUUUCUAAGUCUGAGGAUUUAAUUAUUGUUUGUUCCCCGGAGGGCAAGUUUAAGAAACAGAAUGAUGCCUUACAGAAUGCUUGUUUGAAGAUUCUAUCAUGGCUAAAUGAGUAUUUUAAGAACAGUAGCGCUCCUUUUGAGAUUUUAUAUCAUACUGCAGACAGCUUCAAUAUUCAGAUUCAUUCAAAAAACCAUUGUAAAGAGUUUGCUGUAUGUCAAUCGGUACGAAAUACUCAGCUUAAUAUGCUUGGAUGCAUGCGUCCAUUGUGUACUGGACCUGCAUAUGGAAUGCGCUCUUUAAAGAUUGAAGGGUCAGAUUCUGGUGUUUGUCCAUGCAAUGGAUCUAUACCAUGUAUAAGGUAUUCUAUUUCUUUGGUUGUAAAGGGUGAUAAUCUGAAAGAACUUAUUGAAGCUUGUGAAGAAUUUGAGUUUGAGAUAGGGGUUGGUGCUGUGACAACAGAUGUUGAGGGGGUUGUGAUGCAGUUGUGUGUUGGCCAGUCUGCUUGUUUUACCACAGAGUUACCUCCUUCCGAAUUGAUUCUAGCUUCAGCGGCUGAUUCAGCCAGAACUCUUUCUUUGUUGUCUUCUAAACCCUGCUUCAUGGAAUAUGCAAUAGCUUUGACCAAGUUAACAGAACCCAUGGAGGAAAGGAUGGAACAAGCUCUUUUUAGCCCUCCACUUUCAAAGCAAAGGGUGGAGUUUGCAGUGCAUCACAUUAUAGAAUCGUGUGCUGCAACUCUGGUUGAUUUUGGAUGUGGAGCUGGAAGUUUGCUGGAAGCAUUGUUAAAUUAUCCUACUUCCCUGGAAAAAAUUGUUGGUGUUGAUAUUUCACCAAAAGGUCUUGCUCGGGCUGCUAAGGUUCUUAAUUCAAAAUUAGUUACAAACUCAGAUGUUGAUGAUGUGCCAUAUGCUGGGAUCAAAUCUGUUAUUCUUUAUGAAGGUUCAAUUACAAGUUUUGAUUCCAGGUUGCAUGGAUUUGAUAUUGGCACUUGCUUAGAGGUCAUUGAGCAUAUGGAAGAAGACCAAGCAUGUCUAUUUGGUGAUGUUGUAUUAAGUUCUUUUCGUCCAAGGAUUCUCAUCAUUUCAACGCCAAAUUAUGAAUACAAUGUAGUGCUUCAGCGGUCUAAUCCAGCAAGCCAGGAACAGGAAGAGGAGUUGGAUGAAAAAUCCUCGUUACCGUCAUGUAGAUUUCGCAAUCAUGACCACAAAUUUGAGUGGACUAGAGAGCAAUUCAGUCGCUGGGCAUCUGAUUUAGCUGCACGGCAUAAUUACAAUGUGGAGUUCAGUGGGGUUGGUGGGACAGCUGGUGUUGAACCAGGCUUUGCCUCACAGAUUGCUGUAUUUAUUAGAAAAGAAACUAUGGCUGAAGUAGAUGAUGAACUGAAGGAUGCUGAUUUAGAUCACCGAUUCAAUGUUAUGUGGGAAUGGAAUAGAAUCAACAAAUGAAAUAUUUUUGGACUUUACGCUGAAACUUGUACAGUUUACUCAACUGCUGUGAACUGAGUAAAAAAAGUGGAGCAAACGAGAAUAACGAUGACGGGGAGGAUUUGGAUUCUGGAUUAUUUAUAUUUAUUUGGUUUCAAAUGAUUCUU
Molecule: messenger RNA, 3247 nt
Organism: Neltuma alba
Lineage: Eukaryota; Viridiplantae; Streptophyta; Magnoliopsida; Fabales; Fabaceae
Product: small RNA 2'-O-methyltransferase
Exons: 10
Coding region: 258-3101 (947 amino acids)
Biological process (GO): piRNA processing; RNA methylation; siRNA processing
Cellular component (GO): cytoplasm; nucleus
Molecular function (GO): O-methyltransferase activity; RNA methyltransferase activity
Source: RefSeq, a predicted model, not a curated record